Messenger RNA from Paramecium sonneborni, 732 nucleotides. The record is from the annotation of a GenBank genome assembly. Lineage: Eukaryota; Ciliophora; Oligohymenophorea; Peniculida; Parameciidae.
AUUAUCAAUAAGAAAAAUAAUUAAAUAAUGUAUCAAAUACUUGAUGGUAAUGGAAUCAGAGAAAAUGUAAUGAAUUUAGCUCAUUUUGAAUAGUUUCCAAUGAUUAUAGGAGUAAAGCAUAUGGUUUUGGGAUUCUUCCUGUUGCAUUUGCUAAUAGAAUUACUAUGUCAGAACUUAAUUUAAGAAUGUAAGAAGUUAUUUUAAUAGAUUAGCUUUUCAAUGUUGUUUCUUAUUUCAAUUUAGGAUUAUUUCUUGCUUUUACAUUAUUAUCUGUAUGGGGUAUGGGUAGUAGAAUGGAAAAUCAAUAAAUAAUUUUAUUUUGUCUUGAUAACAAUCCUGUAUCUUAUGUGGUUUAAGUUUGUUAUGCUUUUGGUUUAAUAUGUUCAUAUCCUCUUUAAGUUCUACCAGCAUUUUAAUAAAUAGAAAGAAUUGAAAAGUUAAAAAAUUAUAUUAAUCCUGAACUCAAAUACUCAAGUUAGAUCUUUUAUUAAUAUAAUACUUGGAUUGAUAGGCUAUUCUAUCCCUAAAUUUGCAUACAUUGUAAAUAUAUUGGGAGCUAUUGGUGGAGCUUCUUUGAAUUUUCUAUUUCCAAUAUUAAUACAUAAAAAAUAUUUUGAAAACGAUGAAACAAAAAGAAAAAGUAAGUUCACAUAUUAUAGUAUUCUUUCAUUUGGAAUUUGUGGAGGUUUAUGUUCAUUUAUCUAUACUAUAGUUAAAUUAACAAGUCAUUGA